CGGCUGGCGGCGCAGUGGACACUGCGAAAUCUCUAGGUUAUAUUGUUAAAAGUUAGGUUAUAUUAUUUAAAAUAGAAAAUGUUUAUAAUUACAAGAAAUUGUAGAAGAUUUAUAAAAUUACACAAACAUAUUACCACGUUUCCUAGCAUAGGUAAUGAUAAAUUUCAACUGACAUGCAAAAAUAUUAACCAAACGAGAUGUUUAAGUCAAAACGCUCCCAAUGUAAACACAAAUAAUUAUGAAACCAAAGAAGAGGAUGAAAAUUAUGAAAUUAAUUAUGAAGCUAUAGCCAAUGGCGACAAAAUGUUGGAACAUAAAAUUAAAGUUAUAGCACUCGAAGUGGAAGUUAUGAGACAAGAAGGCAAAAAUGUGCCACCGCCAUCGUUUUUUACCGAUGAACAUUGGCGAGAGGCUGCAAAUUUACCCACAAGGACUGCUCGACGUAGGCUGUUCGACUUUUUAUUCAAAACAUUAAAGAAGAAAGAAAACGAAAAGAUUAAAAAGGAGAAAAAAAAGUUGGAAAGGGACAAUAAGCCGGAACACAAAAAAUGUGAAACAUUUGAAGAAUUUGCAAGCACAUAUGAUUUAGCCCAUAACAACCUAUUUCUUAGAUUUUAUGAUACCACAAUAAACCAAUUAUAUAACAAUAAGCUAGUUCAAGCAAUGCGAUUUGGCCAAAAACUGGUUAUUGAUUGUGGCUUUGAUAAAAAUAUGAGCAAACGUGAAAAUAUCAAUUGUGCAAAACAAUUUCAGUUUUUAUUUGCUGAAAAUAGAUUACAUAAAGAUCCCUAUGAUAUCCACUAUUGCAACUUAGGACAAAAUAGUGUAUUAAGAGAAUAUUUUGAAAGGCAGAUUCCCACUCUAUAUGAAUCCUGGUUUCCAAUAAAUGUACAUGAAACUAGUUAUUUGGAUAAAUUUGCUAAGGAACAGCUGGUUUAUUUAACCCCGCAUUGUAGAGAAGAAUUGGAGUAUAGUCAUGAUGAUGUUUACAUAAUUGGAGGGAUAGUUGAUAAGAUUAAUAACGAGCCCCUUUCAUUGGCAAAAGCUAAAAGAGAAGGUCUUAGGAUGGCCAAACUACCAUUAGAUAAAUACUUGCAGUGGGGAUCUGGUUCAGGCAAAAGCUUAACUUUAAAUCAAAUGAUUUUAAUAUUAAAUGAUGUAAAAACUACAGGUGAUUGGAAAUAUGCGUUAAGGCAUGUUCCUAAAAGGAAAAUAGCAGAGUUUUAUAUUUCCAAAAAUAUUCAAGGAUCUACAGAUAACUUAAGGUUUGAUAGAAUUAGGAGAGAGAAAAAAUGGGUACCUGCAACAAAUAUUGAUUUUAAUAAUCUUAGGUUUAAUAAAAAAAAUGAUAAUGGUAAAAGUAAGCUAAAAACUAGUCUGAGGAGUAUAUUUAAUGAUGAAUAAAAUAUUUUGUACUGUU
Molecule: messenger RNA, 1420 nt
Organism: Brassicogethes aeneus
Lineage: Eukaryota; Metazoa; Arthropoda; Insecta; Coleoptera; Nitidulidae
Source: the annotation of a GenBank genome assembly